Fusarium oxysporum Fo47 is the source of this 4350-nucleotide messenger RNA. Its product is annotated as glycosyl hydrolase family 71-domain-containing protein. The record is from RefSeq and is a predicted model, not a curated record. Gene Ontology annotation, biological process: transmembrane transport; spermine transport; spermidine transport. Bases 1 to 4350 code for a protein of 1449 amino acids. The transcript has 13 exons. Gene Ontology annotation, molecular function: spermidine transmembrane transporter activity; spermine transmembrane transporter activity; glucan endo-1,3-alpha-glucosidase activity. Lineage: Eukaryota; Fungi; Ascomycota; Sordariomycetes; Hypocreales; Nectriaceae.
AUGGACGCAGCACACCAUACAGCAACGCAUGACAUGACUCCCAAUAUGACAAGCUUUGUACCAACGCCCAAUAUGUCGGCCUUCGACGCAGCGUCACAUACAGAAAACAUGGACGGCCGACACACACCUGACGAUGAACAUGAGCCGUGUAUCAGGACUAAUGCCGGAUCUGGAGGACAUAACCUGUCACCCACUGAUCCCGAUAGUCCCAUGAGUUGGUCAAUUCUCAAGAAGGCCUACGUAUCGGCUUGUUCAUUCUUUUUUGUGUUUGUAAUCAUGUACGGAACAACCACUUACACAGCAGCCAUCAGCGCCAUCCCAGAGGCAUUUGGUGUCUCACAGCGCGUGGCUGUCCUCGGCUUUACAAUGCCAUUCUUUGGCGUAUUUUUCGCACCCAUCUACACUCCGCAUCUCUCUGAGCGAUACGGCCGACGACCCAUCUACUUCACCAGCUUCCCGCUCUUCUGCCUCUGUGUGAUCGUGAUCGGUCUUGCAACCAACAUUUCGACAUUGUUGGCUUUUCGGUUCCUGGCUGGACUUUUUGGUGGUCCCUGCGUUGUCUUGAUCGAAGGCACUUUUGCUGAUGUCUGGCCUGCCAACAAGACGGUGACAUAUUAUUCUUUCUUGACUCUUGCUUCUUAUCUUGGAGCUGCUGCCGGCCCUAUUAUCGGCGGCUUUGUCUUCGCAGCCAAAGGGCCUGCCUGGCUCUCAUGGGUCACUCUCAUCUUCGCCACUGCAGCCCUUGCAUUUGGCUCCUUCAUGCCUGAAACAUACGGCCGAGAGAUCCUACGAACCCGCAUUCGCUACAACAAGAGCGGCAUCAGAUUGCCAUGCGCUCAAAGCGGUGUGACAUUUUCUGAAAUGACCCAUAUCACCGUCCUUACACCAGUCAAAAUGCUCUUCACAGAACCCCUCGUCAUCGUGAUCUCUCUCUACCUUGGCCUUAACUUUGCAGUUGUAUUCCAGUGGUUCAUUUCUGUACCGGCUGCAUUGGGCGCCACGUAUGGCUUUGGAGUUAGACAAUCUGGACUGGCAUUCGUCUCCGCUAUUGUUGGAGUGAUACUAGCACUUCUUACCUCCUCCUUGAUUGAGGCUCUACUCUCCAGUCGAGCUAAGCGAAACAUGGAAGAUAUUGAGAAGCGUCUUGUCCCAGCCAUGUUCGGAGCGUUCUUGGUAGCUGGUUCUCUGUUCUGGGUUGCGUUUACUGCAACUCCCAGCAUUCACUACCUUGCUCCAAUUUCUGGCACAGCAGUCUAUGUCUGGGGCAAUGCGAUGGUUCUCAUCUCGUUCAUUUCCUAUCUGUUUGAUGCAUAUCCGCCAGCUGGAACUCUUUCUGCACUCACCACUGCGGCAUGCUUUCGAUUGGUCUGCGCAGGGAUUGUGCCAGUCUUUAUCCUCGACAUGCUUACCAACCUGGGUGGAACCUGGACUUUCAGCCUCUUUGGCAUAAUCUCUGGUGUCAUGACUCCAUUUCCCUUUGUUCUCUACUGGUUUGGACCCCAUUGGCGCAGCAAGAGUAGACACCCCAAAGCUGCAUUUCAAUUUGCUCUCAUCGCGUUCAUGAUGAAGGGACUAGUCAGGUUGUUGGCCAUCUCUAGCACUCUCGCCAGAGUUGCCAGUGCCAAAGCAGUAUUUGCUCAUUACAUGGUCGGAACUGUGACCCAGGAGCAUGCGCAUAAAGAUAUCGACAAUGCCAAGUCUAUGGGCCUAGACGGCUUCGCAUUGAACAUUGGUGACGCUACUCGUGACUAUGUCUCUCAGGCUCUCAGCUACCUCUUUCCGUAUGCCGAGUCCGUCGGUUUCAAGCUGUACAUCUCCAUGGAUGUCUACGCUUCUGGUGAUGCCUGCUACCAUGGCGCCAAGUCGUCUCAGUGCCAUGGACCAUCUGACUACCAGUGGAUCUGGGACUCCUAUAAAGGAAGUUCGGCCUACUAUCAAGUCAAAGGCCGUCCUCUGAUCAGCGCGUUCUCUUCUGGUGGUUUUCACAACGAUACUUGGAUUGACUGGAAGAAAGGACUCGCAAACGACAUGUUCUUCAUGCCCGACUUUGACGAAACUGAAGGAUACUAUGACUCAGCCGAUGAAUGGUGGUCAUACUGGGGCCCGAUUACUGACGGGAUCUUCAGUUGGGAGUCUGCCUGGCCUGAACGCAAAGGCUUCGGCGGCAAGUAUGCAGGAGACGUAUCAAUCGAUGUUCCCGUUCUAUCCGGGGCCCAUAAGCAUGACAAACUGUAUAUGAUGGGCCUUAGUCCACUGCAGUACAAGAAUGCUUACGGCGCGCACGUUUAUCGCCAAGGAGACCUGAACCUGCCAAAACGUAUGAUCAACAUCCUCAACAUGGAUCCCCAGCCCGACUAUGUUCAGUUUCAGACGUGGAACGAUGGUCCUGAGGCACACUAUAUCGGAAACCUAUGGACUGAGCAGAACAACGACACUGAACCAUACUUCUAUGCCAACCAGGAGACUUGGGAUCAUACAGGCUGGCAACCUCUUGUCUCGUCUUUCGUUAAUGCUUACAAGACUGGUCAAUCAGCUUCUCAGAUGACACCAAUGAACGGGGAUGUUCUCGUCGGUGCUGCAUGGUAUCGAACCGAGCUUUCGGAUGUGAAAUGUCCAUACGAGGGUAACGAUGCCUACUACAACAAACCCGAUGGCUGGGAUGAUGACGUCAACUAUCUCUACUACGCUAUCAUCCUCAAUCCCUCCUACGGAUCUGGGUACAAGGUAACGGUUUCUGGAAGCACCGAGCACACAGCCCCUCUGAAUCCUGGUAUGAACUACGGCUAUGGCGCUAGAGAGGUUCAAACCGGCGCUCAGCGGAUCACCGUCAAGGACCCGAGCGGCAACGUUAUUUAUACUGCUACCGGAGGAAUGUGCGUUAGCGAUGGCUGCCCCAAUUACAUCUACAAUGGCAAUUACCAAGUCUUACCCUUGAAAAAGGGUAAUGUGGACCCAGUUUGCAAUCAGUGGCCUGGUAUGGACCAUAGUGUUUGUGGCUACGGUAUUUGUCAUGCCAGUGGUGACGGUGGUAACAACGCGGCGGGCGAUGACUUCACCCAUGUUACCUGUACUAACCCCGGAGUUACUGAUGCUUCCAAAGAUGCAAAGUUUCGCUGGGACUCUGUGUAUGCAGACCAGGCUUGGACGUGGGGUGUUGAUCAGUGGAAUGCUAACCCGUUCCCUGGCGGCCUGAACUUUACAGAGCAGUUCAGCAACCUUUUCCACGGCCCAGAGGGUAUCGACUGCGGUACCAUCGAGAACGACAACCCCUGCGGCUCCAAUGUGGUGCAAUGCAACGACGUCACGUAUCCGGGAGCCUACUUUGCCAUCAACUCCAUGGAAUCCAUCUACCGCCACCUUCGCGCCCAUAAAGUCAAGCGAUUUCUCCGUGAAGCUUCUUCUCGACAUCAUUGGUCUUGGAUUUUCUCUUGCGGUAUCCCCGAUGUGGAACUCAGGUUAGUACUGGUAGAUUACAUGACUCUCAAGGGCAUGCCUUACUUCAAAGCCAAUCCCAACACAUUGGCUACUGUAAAGGAUUGGGUGAACCCAAUGGUAGCAAACAGCAUUACUAUUGCUAAAGACACCCUAAAAGAUGACAGCGCCCUUAGUGCCGAGAACUCCAUCUCGACUAGGCUCAAUGCCAUUGUUACAAUCUGGCAAGCUGAGAUCGUCUCGAUGAAUGAGCAACUUUUCAACGGUUCGAAGGAAAAUACAAAUUUACUCUUCAAGACCAUUACGGACGGCCAGAUGCUCGAAACGAAGCAUCAAGAUCUUGGUGUUGAUGCGAUUCAAGCACUUGUCUCAAAAGCGCUCUUCGCGGAACUGGUUCCAAUCGCUUGGCAGCUGUCAUCUUCCGAACUUGGUCCAGUUGUCAUCGAUUCAGAGCAAGGCUGCGGAGACAAGCCUGAUGUGAAGCACAUGAGCUCCAAGAGCUACGAUUCAUCUGGUGUCUGCGUCGAUUUUAAGAUGUACUACUUGAUCGGAUGCACUGGCGAAGCUCGAACCUGCGACGAGUCCCAUGGAAGCUUCAAUCCCGGAUGCACCGAUAACCUUUUCAGUAGCCUUCCAGGACUCGAUGACCUGACAGGAUCAGAAACAGCCUUUGGUGGUUUGACCAAGGAAGAUAUCGUGAACGGAGCCGUCAACAGCUUUGCCGGUAACGGGAAUGCUAACGGAUGGUCUAUGCUUGAUCCUUCCAACACAGUUGACGGUAUGGAUCUAGUCUCCGAGUACAACGUUACAGCCCCAGGAGUCGUCAUGUUGCCGGUCUGCACAGCAUCCGAAGCCUUUUCGAAUUGGUUCUCCUUUACUAAUGGAAAGCCUAAGUCGGCCAACUACCCAUGCAAUUGA